GCUCGAGCAGCAGAUGCCAUGGCUACAAGAGCUGCCUCUUUGGGCUCCGCUUCUUUCGCUCCUGAGCCUCUUCCCAGCUCUCCUCUGGCUCUUUGGUCGGCCCUCUGUCGGCGCUUCCACGCCGAAGCCUCCGAAGCCCAUGGCUCUGCCGGAGGGGAAGGUGCGCUUCAAACCCGGCAAGGAGUGGAAAGAGGUGUUGCCCGAGCACCUGCUUCCAGGAGGCUUAGAUGUCCGCUUCGACCUCGACGGCGGUCGCAACUUUGCUAGGCUCCAACCUGGGCAGUUUGAUCGGCCACCCAGCGACUCGGCAGACGAGACAAGCGUCGAGAAGCUGCUCAGCGACGCGGCGACCUGGGGACGUCAGGAUCGUCUCGAGAAGGUCCUCGACAGCUGCUACUACAGGUUGGAAGUCUUGAAUCGGCCUCUAGCCGAAGCUGCAGGACGGGGGCACGUGGACGUCUGCAAGGCACUGCUGGCAGCGAGAGGGGAUCCUUUGAGCAGGGGUGCAAAGGGCGUCACGCCCCUGCAUCGAACCACCAUGGAGGGCCACGAAGAGCUGGCGACGCUGCUGCUCCAACGAUGUAUG
Molecule: messenger RNA, 586 nt
Organism: Symbiodinium necroappetens
Lineage: Eukaryota; Dinophyceae; Suessiales; Symbiodiniaceae
Source: the annotation of a GenBank genome assembly